AUGCCACCGAAAAAGAAAGGUGAUGUGGGAGAGCGUCUGCCCAUAUUAGGUCGGAUAGGGACAAAUUUAAAGAUGGGUAUUCUUGGAGUUCCAAACGUCGGGAAAAGCACUUUUUUCAAUGUGCUAACGAAAAGUCAAGCACAAGCAGAAAACUUUCCUUUCUGUACAAUUGAUCCUAACGAAAGCCGCGUACCCGUUAAUGAUAACCGUUUCGAUUGGUUGGUAGAGCAUUACAAGCCACUCAGUAAAGUGCCAGCAUUUUUAAAUGUUGUUGAUAUUGCUGGUUUGGUGAGUGGUGCUUCUGAAGGACUGGGUCUUGGAAAUGCUUUCUUGUCACAUGUUAGUGCGUGUGAUGCGCUUUUUCACCUUUGUCGUGCCUUCGAUGACGACAAUGUGACGCAUGUAGAAGGUGAAGUUAAUCCAGUUCGUGAUCUUGGUAUUAUACAAAGAGAGCUUAUCAAGAAAGACCUACAGUAUCUAGAAGGCGCUAUAGAUAAAAUGGAGAAAAUUGUUGUGAGAGGUGUCGAUAAAAGUAAAAAGCUGGAGUAUGAAAUAUUAUUGAAGGUGAAAAAGUUGUUAGAGGAGGAUGGUCAACCCGUUCGUUUGAUGGUAUGGAACGAAAAGGAAGUGGAAGCACUGAAUCAUCACCUUCUGUUGACGGCUAAGCCUAUUGUUUAUUUGAUUAAUCUCUCGGAAAUGGACUAUGUCAGAAAAAAAAAUAAGUGGUUACCAAAAAUUAAAAUCUGGUUAAGUGAGAAUGACCCGUACGCAGCUUGUAUCCCAUUUAGCGGUACACUGGAACUGAAGCUCAUGGAAAUGCCAGAAGAUGAGCGAAUCGCCUUUUUGAAAGGACAGAAUGCAACAAGCGCAUUAGAUAAAAUUGUGAAAACCGGUUACAAGGCACUACAACUUGAAUACUUUUUCACGUGUGGUAAGGAUGAAGUGAAGGCGUGGACAGUUCAAAAAGGAACAAAAGCACCGCAAGCUGCUGGAAGGAUUCAUACAGACUUUGAGAAAGGAUUUAUUAUGGCAGAAGUAUGUAAGGUGAACGAUUUGAUGGAGUUAGGCAGCGAAACUGCUGUGAAAGCAGCAGGGAAGUAUCGUCAGCAGGGCAGGAAUUAUAUCGUUGAAGAUGGUGAUAUAAUAUUGUUUAAAUGUAAUGCGGGUGCUGGUCUUACAACUAAGAGGAAAUAA
Brugia malayi is the source of this 1194-nucleotide messenger RNA. RefSeq lists its product as uncharacterized. The transcript has 8 exons. Gene Ontology annotation, cellular component: cytoplasm. The record is from RefSeq and is a predicted model, not a curated record. Lineage: Eukaryota; Metazoa; Nematoda; Chromadorea; Rhabditida; Onchocercidae. Bases 1 to 1194 code for a protein of 397 amino acids. Gene Ontology annotation, molecular function: ATP hydrolysis activity; ATP binding; GTP binding.